AUGCGGCGACGCGUAGGUGCCUCGUCCGCAUUGGGAUGGCGAGCGCGCGUGACGCCGGCCGACCACCCCGUGUGCCAGUACGAGUUCGAUGUACUCCUGGGCGCUGACGGCAAAAGGAACACCUUGAGCGGCUUCAAGAGGAAGGAGUUUCGUGGAAAGCUCGCCAUGGCCAUCACAGCCAACUUCAUCAACCGGCAUUCGGAGCAGGAGGCCUCGGUGCCAGAGAUAAGCGGCGUGGCGUUCAUUUUCAACCAGAAGUUCUUCAAGGAGCUGUACGAGGUGACGGGCAUCGACCUGGAGAACAUCGUCUACUACAAAGACGACACACACUACUUCGUCAUGACCGCUAAGAAGCACAGCCUGCUUGACAAAGGGGUGCUACUAAACGAUUUCGCCGAAGUCUCCCGCUUACUGAGCGUGGAGAACGUAGACCGCGGCGCUCUCAUGCGGUACGCACAGGAAGCCGCUCGGUUCUCUACCGACGGCCGCCUGCCGCUCAGAGACUUCGCCCUCAACCACUACGGGGAACCAGACGUGGCACUGUUCGACUUCACGUCGAUGUAUGCCGCGGAGAACGCUAGCAUGGUAAGUGCACGCCCUUUAAUAGGCAAACAGCCUAGUUAAGGUCGCGGAAAGCUU
This is a messenger RNA of Ostrinia furnacalis (Asian corn borer), 639 nucleotides long. Its product is annotated as F-actin-monooxygenase MICAL2-like. The coding region runs from base 1 to 624 and encodes 207 amino acids. The transcript has 4 exons. The record is from RefSeq and is a predicted model, not a curated record. Lineage: Eukaryota; Metazoa; Arthropoda; Insecta; Lepidoptera; Crambidae.